GGCACAUGUGCGCGUCAGAGAGAGGAGGUGAAAAAGGCCUGCAGGGCGCCGACAUGGGGCUCAAACUGUCCUGCCUGAAAGACGUGCCGGACACCGCUGGGCCCUCCUCCCAGCUGGAUGACCUUAGCUGCAUACAGAUGGGGCACAGGCUCCUGCUGUGGAGGUCACACCGCCGGCCGGGCCAGCAGCAGGUGGCAGGGGUGGCCGGGAUGGCCGGGUGGGCUCCAGGUUCAUAGCUCCUCCUCGGGACAGCAGGGAGGUGGUGCUGCCUGGGAAGCAGCGUGGGCAAGCCACGGGUGUCCCUGACAGCGGCAUCAAUAGCACCUGGGGACAGACUGGCAGGGUCCUGGGAUGCACCGCGACCUGCUGAGUCAGGAGUCUGGGCAGUGUCACCAAGACUGGGAAUUUCACCCCUAGACCCCCAGUGUAAGAACGGCUGGCAAAGUGGAUCUGGAUAGAGUCAGAGGUCAGAGUUCAAGUCCCAGACCUACGUGCGGCCUCGUGCAGAGAUCGGCCUCGUGCAGAGAUCGGCCUCGCCGGCCCCCGGCUCCCUCUCUGCGUGAUGGGGCGGUGGGUAGGAGAGCCCCCAGGUCAGGUCUCCGGUAUUUUCUGAGCUCAGUACUGAUGGCGGUGUACCGUGAAGCGUGUGCCUUCCUGCUCUGGAGUGACCUCAGGAGAGUGGGGACACUCAUAGGAAGAGUUACCUGGAGCUGCGGGUCCCGAGUUUGAGGUCCAGCUCCAGCCUGCUUAACUCCAGCACCGUGUGGGGCCUGGAGCCAGGGCCCGCCUGUCUGGGAGAGUGGGAAGGGCUGGAGGUGGGAAUUUUGUUCUGGGCUGGGGAGUGGCUGUUAUUUUAAUAGGCUGUUAGAAAUUAACGCAGAGAGGGUCCAGCAGUUAGCGUAAUGGCUAUGCCGCUGAACUCCCAUGUAGUCGACCGCGGU
Messenger RNA from Tupaia belangeri chinensis (Chinese tree shrew), 941 nucleotides. It is a transcript of the gene CLMB, whose product is annotated as calcimembrin. Lineage: Eukaryota; Metazoa; Chordata; Mammalia; Scandentia; Tupaiidae. The record is from RefSeq and is a predicted model, not a curated record.